Spathaspora passalidarum NRRL Y-27907 is the source of this 2961-nucleotide messenger RNA. RefSeq names its product Kap120p (gene KAP120). Gene Ontology annotation, molecular function: small GTPase binding. The record is from RefSeq and is a predicted model, not a curated record. Gene Ontology annotation, cellular component: cytosol; nuclear envelope. Lineage: Eukaryota; Fungi; Ascomycota; Pichiomycetes; Serinales; Debaryomycetaceae. The transcript has a single exon. Gene Ontology annotation, biological process: protein import into nucleus. The coding region runs from base 1 to 2961 and encodes 986 amino acids.
AUGGACUUGUCGUAUGAAAACCUAUUGACGGUCCUUACAUUAGCCAGUGGCUCCGAAAGAAACGCCGACCAGGGAAAUGCCGAAUCUCAAUUAAAGAAAUGGGAGGUUGUUGCCGGAUAUCACUACUUAUUGCAAGAAGUGUACUUGAACCGAGAAUUACCCCUUCAAAUUAGAUGGUUGGCCAUUAUCUGUUUUAAAAAUGGUAUUGACAAGUACUGGAGAGCUGCUAGACAGUUUGCCAUUUCCAAACAAGAAAAAGCCCAGAUUACAUCACGAGUAAUGCAAUUGUUGAAUGAACAAAAUAACCAAUUGAUGAUCCAGAAUGCCCAUGCCAUUGCUCGGAUUGCCCGGUAUGACUUCCCUAGUGAUUGGCCUAAUUUGUUUGACGAUAUCGCCAAGAAUUUAGAUGAGUUUGUCUUUAAAACUAAUGAUAUAGUGUCCACCAACAACACGUUAAUUAUCUUGAAUCGUAUCAUCAAGACAAUUUCCAUGGUGAGAAUCGGGAGAGCAAAACAUGCAAUGCAAAGUAAAGCACCUAUAGUUGUGAACAUCUUGAUCAAAUUGUACCAAAAGUUUUUCCAAACCUGGACGACUACUUUAGAUUUAACCUUGAUGGAAGUUUGUUAUCUUUGUUUAAAGAACUUGCGUAGAAUAAUUCCAGAAGGAUUUGAUCAACCCCACAAGAACCAAGACGUUUGUGAGUUCUUAGGAGCUACAAUUGACCAUUUGCAAUCGUUGGUUAGUGAACAUGACAAAUACUCUUCGGACUUGUUAGAAAGAUAUGUUAAGUGUUAUAGCAAGUUGUAUGUCACAUUAAUAUCCACCAAUCCAACAAGUUUUGUGUUGUUGCCAUGUUCACAAAGGAUAAUCACCACAUUCCUUCUGUUGUUGGAAGAGAAGGCUGAGUAUAUUUACAACAGUACCGAAGAGAAUGAUUUCUGGGAAGUGUUGGCAUUAAAGGCAUUUUCAAUUUUAAAGAAGAUCAUGGCAUAUAUCUAUAGGAAAGGUGCUGUGACUUUAAAACAAAGAAACGAUAAAGUUGAAGUUACUAAUGCCAUACAAAAGUUGUCUACUGAUGUAUUCACCAAUGAUUUAAUCUUACGCUUAUGUGAUUUGAUUAUAAACUGGUAUCUUCGCUUAAAGCCUUCCGAUUUGGAAAGUUGGCUUUUGGAGCCGGAAGAAUGGUGCAAUGAGGAAUUAUCGACUAGUUGGGAAUACCAAAUACGUCCAUGUGCAGAAAAUUUCUAUCAGGAUUUAAUCAAGUAUUUCCAAGAUGUAUUAUCGGGAUUUGUUUUGAACAAGAUUUCCUCAGGAUUAAUGGAAAACGAUUCUGUGGAUCGUAUUCUCAUUAAGGAUUCCAUACUUUGUACAUUUCAAUUAUCUUCCGGUACUAUUGCGAAUAAUGUCAACUUUGACACCCUUUUACAAGAAGUGUUUAUACCUGAAGGGUUAAAGAAUGACUUAGUGGAAAACAAGAUUUUAAAGAGAAGAAUUUGUUAUAUUAUCAGUGAUUGGGUUGGUGUUCAGUGUAGUCGAGAACUGAGAGUGUCAAUCUACAAAUUGUUGUUAAACUUUUUACAACCAAACAAUCCUAUUAAUGAUGGUGUUGUUAAAAUUGCUGCUAUUCAAACCCUUCGUGCUGUGGUUGACGAUUGGGAUUUCAACAAGCAUGAUUUUCAGCCAUUCUUGAACGAAUUUGUUAAAUUGCUUAUCGAUUUAUCGGGUGAGAUGAGAUUAACCGAACUGAAGUUAUACAUUUUCAACACAUUGGCCGUGUUGGUGGAAAGAUGUAAUCCAUUAGUUGAUUAUCAAACCUUGAUUGAUAUUUUACAAAUUGUGCCAAAGUACUGGGAUUUAAGCACUAGUGAAAACCAGCCAAUUAUUAAAAGUUCGCUUUGUCGUGUAUUAAAGAGUCUUACUGUUUCGUUGAAUGAAAAUUCGGUGGAAACUCAUAGUAUUUCCAUACCGUUGAUUCAAACUUGUUGUGCGGAAACUUCGGAAUUUUACAUCUUGCUUUCAGAAGAUGGAUACGACUUGUGGUUGGCAUUGUUGAAGUAUUGUCCACAAUCUAGAUUGAACAAUCCCGAUAUAAUCAAUCUUUUUGAAAUGAUUCCAAACGGAUUAAGAAACUCCACUGAGAUCUUGCCCACGAUAUUGUCAAUUGUUAGAAGCUAUGCAUUGUAUUCACCGGAAAUUUUCUGUCAAGAUGGAAUUAUAGAGACGUUCAAGAUUAUCGGGGGAUACCUUGACAAAGCCAGGGAUGACAGCUAUGCCAUAUUCAUUGGAUUAAUGGAUAUUUUACUCAUUGAGAAUUCGUUGAAUGAAGCAUUUAUAAAUGGGCUCGUCACGAGUGGAUUAUUCAUAUCCAUGGUAAACUAUGUAUUGCACGAAGAUCAGAGUGCAAUCUUGUCUUCGAGAAUGUACUUGUUGUUUUCAAGGUUAGCCAAGAAUUCGCCAGAGGUGUUUUUAAAGAUUUUGGAAAUCACGUCCGUGGAUCUAGUCAAGUUUUUCAAGAAUUGGGUGGCGCUUUAUAAUCACAAUGGGAACCCCAGGAACCGCAAGAUUAACUUGUUGGGGUUGAUCUCGGUGGUCAGCUUUGGUAUACCCAAGAACAUCCCCAUACUCUAUGAAAUCUUACCGGAGGUGGUUAAAAAGACAUUCUUCUUUUUGGAAGAGAUCAAUGAAGCGGACGAUGGGUCUUGUGAAGCGUACAGAAGUAACUUGCUAUACGAAGACAUUGACGAAUAUUCAUAUUUGGAUCCGGAUAUCAAACCGCAUGGUGAGAAGAUUAGAUAUCAUACAUUGUUAGAAAAGAACGAUCCUGUUUACAACACCAAUCUUGUGCAAUUCUUGAAGAACAACAUUUUACAGUUGAAGUCUCAAUUGCAGGAUUCAGAUUUUAAUCAGAUCAUGGCAUUGAACGACUCAUAUACUUUAGAGCGAUUAAAAGCGUUGAGUUAG